This is a messenger RNA of Triticum urartu, 1827 nucleotides long. NCBI's taxonomy places the organism in Eukaryota, Viridiplantae, Streptophyta, Magnoliopsida, Poales, Poaceae. The record is from RefSeq and is a predicted model, not a curated record.
AUGCAGCGCUCGCUAUCCAGGAUCCAAGGCCUCCAUCAUAGCCCCUACCAGCCCAUCGACGACGACAACGAGAAGACACUGUGUGAGCCAGUGACAUGUGGGGAACUCCCCAUCAAGUACCCGUUCUGGCUUGGCGGCCCGAGUGAUUCAUCGAAUUCCUCCUGCGGCCACCCGGCCUUCGAGUUACGGUGCACCGGCAAUAGCACCUCGGCUUCGUUGAGGGGCUCUGGCAUCCGCGUCCACGACAUCGACUACGGCACCAGGUCCUUCCUCGUGUCCCACGACAGAGUGACCCACGGCACCAACGCCGUGUGCUGCAUCGACUUCAACAUGUCGACCAUCCUACCUCUUGCCCCGUUUGAGAUCAGCCACACCAACCGGGCCCUGUGCUUCCUCUACGGCUGCAACGAGACAGAGCCGCGUGGGCGCGACUAUGUGAACGCCACCGGCGUGCCCAGCUGCGCUUGGCCCAUCUCCGUAUACCUCGGCGGGAGCUACGACCGGAACAUGCCACCCGCAAUACCCACCGGAAACUGCAUGUACACUUACCACCCGGUGCUUGGAUCGGAGGCGGCUAUCUUGACGGCGGCAAACUAUAGUCGACUCCUGAAGAGCGGGUUCGUCCUGGAUUGGACAGGCACCGGCGCUGGGGACUGCUCUUCCUGCAGUGCGAGUGGCAGGCAGUGUCGAUAUAAUAACGAGUCUGCCGCCUUCGCGUGCCUCUGCUCUGUUGGCAAAAUGCACGAGUCGACAUGCGCUGGUUUGACAUCAGCUGCUGCAACCUUGCUCUUUACAUGUCUUUAUGUGCUGAUAUGGCAUAGAAAGGGGAAAAGACUAAGGUUCAUUUGCAAGAAAACUAGCAGUAACACUGAAAAGAAUUAUGAGGUCAUGAUAGUAUCCCAUGGACCCCUAGCUCCAACAAGAUACAAGUACUCAGAGGUAAUGAAGAUAACAUCUUCUCGCAACAAUCAGCUAGGAGAAGGUGGUUAUGGUGUGGUUUUUAAAGGAAGACUGCAUGAUGGCCGCCUGGUUGCUGUGAAAUUCUUGCAUGACUGCAAAGAAAAUGGGGACGAGUUUGUGAAUGAGGUUAUGAGCAUUGGAAGUACCUCUCGUGUUAAUGUUGUUAGCUUAUUUGGGUUUUGUUUUGAGGGGUCAAAGCGAGCUCUUAUAUAUGAGUACAUGCCCAAUGGUUCCUUGGAUAAGUACAUUUAUUCAGAGCACCCCAAAGAAAUUUUAGGAUGGGAGAGGCUUUAUGGGAUAGCUAUAGGGAUUGCUCGUGGCCUCGAAUACUUGCACCAUAGCUGUAAUACACGUAUCAUCCAUUUCGAUAUCAAGCCCCAAAAUAUCCUUCUAGACAAAGAUUUUAGCCCAAAGAUUGCUGAUUUUGGUCUAGCUAAAUUGUGUCAUACAAAGGAGAGCAAGCUUUCAAUGACGGGAGCUAGAGGAACAAUUGGAUUCAUUGCCCCAGAAGUUUACUCUCGAACCUUUGGGGUGGUUUCAACUAAGUCAGAUGUUUAUAGUUAUGGGAUGAUGCUGCUAGAGAUGGUUGGAGGUAGGAGAAAUGUAAAAUCAACUGUUACAAAUUCUAGUGAAAAAUAUUUUCCAGAUUGGAUUUACGGCCACUUUGAUCAAGAAGUUGGAUUACAAGCAUGUAAAGUCAUGACCGGAAUUGAGGAAAUCGCGAAAAAGAUGAUCUUAAUCGGCUUGUGGUGCAUACAAGUAUUACCUGUGCAUCGCCCUACUAUAAUAAAUGUUCUAGAAAUGUUUGAGAGAAGCUUAGAUGAUCUGGACAUGCCGCCAAAGCAGAAUUUCUGUGAAUUACUGUAA